Molecule: messenger RNA, 6088 nt
Organism: Periophthalmus magnuspinnatus
Lineage: Eukaryota; Metazoa; Chordata; Actinopteri; Gobiiformes; Gobiidae
Gene: mia3
Product: MIA SH3 domain ER export factor 3
Exons: 29
Coding region: 62-5497 (1811 amino acids)
Biological process (GO): endoplasmic reticulum to Golgi vesicle-mediated transport; protein secretion; vesicle cargo loading
Cellular component (GO): endoplasmic reticulum membrane; endoplasmic reticulum exit site
Molecular function (GO): protein binding
Source: RefSeq, a predicted model, not a curated record
CCCUCCCCUGCUCUCCACUACUACAGCAGCCCAAUCAACACUCACACACACAAGUGCCAACAUGGCAGCAAAAUACAUCUACCAAAACGGAUUUUUAUUACUUUUAUUUAAUUUUAUAUCAACAGCGGCCUUGGAAAAACGAUUCUCUGACUUGAAGCGAUGCGCAGACGAGGAAUGCAGCAUGCUCUUGGUCCGGGGCAAAGCCUUGGAUGAUUUCCGUGGACCAGAUUGUAGAUUUCUUUCUUUUAAGAAAUCAGAAACAAUUUAUGUUUACUACAAACUGGCAGGCAGAAGGGCAGAUAUGUGGGCUGGAAGUGUUGGAAGUAGCUUUGGCUAUUUCCCGAAAGAUCUACUAGCAAUAAAUCACAUUUAUACAGACAAAGAAUUUGAAGUUCCAGCUGAGGAAACGGAUUUUGUCUGUUUUGAAACUGGAUUUGAUAAAUUUCAAAGCUAUGAUGUGGACCAUCUGUUAGGCUUUCUAAAGGAGGGCAGUAAAGAUCCAAGUAAUGUUACAUCAUCCCCUGUCUCACAGUCUAUACAAACCGAUACAAAGCCACUGGAGGAGAACAAUAAUAAUGUCCCACAUGAACAGAAUGCUUUCCCAAAUGAGACCGAAAUAGAGACCGAAUUAACCCCUUCUGAAACACAAGUAACACCCGACACUACAGUUAUGGGAAGUGAGAAUGAGCAGCUAACAUUGCAAGACUCUAUUGUUGAAGAAGUUAUAGCGGAAGUUGAUGAAACCAAAGAGGAGUCAUUCCAACAACAAUCAGAAGCUGUGAAUCUUGACAAGGAAGACGUUCAUGUACCUGUUACUCUAUCUGAAAAUGCACAAAUUCCUGAACUAAAAACUAGCUAUGGGACUACGUUUGACGCUAUUGUUACAGAGGAAACGACCACUGCAAAAACAACUCCAGAAGACAUUUUUGAAGAAGAACCAAAGGUUGAACCAGGGGUUGAACCAGAGGUUGAACUGCCAUUAUUAUCAGAAGACAAUGUUAAUUCAGUAGAUUCAAAACAAGACGAUCAAAAACCGGACGAGAGCAUGUGGUCGUCACUGGGAGACGCUGUUUUUUCAGUUGUAACGGGAGGAGAGACAACUAUGCAUGGAGCUGACGUGAGCUCUAAUGAAGAGGAUGAUGAUGAUGACGAAGAAGAAGCUGUACCACCUCCUAAGACAUUUGAGGAAAUAAAAGCUGACAAACAACCACUUGAUGUUAAAUUGCCAAAUUUGCUAUCAAAACCAGAAAAUGAACAAGAAUUUGCAGGCGAAGAUAUGCCGGUAGAUGAUACAAAGAUAAAAAAUACAGAGACUGAAGAACUUAUAUUUGAAAGUGAGGGUGAGGUGGUUGGCCCUGAUGAAACUACUUUGAAAAUAGUAGAUGAUACACCACAAAUUGAUUCAGUUCAAAAGGAGGAACCCUUGCCAACUCAAGAAAAUGGAAAAGUUCUUCAAACUCAAGAUACUAACUCAAGUUUGGACUUGGAUGAAUCAGCAGCUAAAUCAAAUGUAACUAAUGACAUUAAAAAGACACAAGAAAGUCACGAUAUAGUAACACCAGAAAAGCGUUCAGACAAAAAUGCAACAAAACUUGUCAACAAGGCAGACUUGCUCAAUUUCAGUAGUGUUAAAAAAGAUAAUAAAACCAAAAUUAAAGAGCAGUUAUUUGAGGAAAGGCAAGAUGGUAAUAGUCAAUUGGUUUCAAAAAAGGAAAAACCCAUAAAGGAAGAACCCAUAAAGGAAGAACCCAUAAAGGAAGAACCCAUAAAGGAAGAACCCAUAAAGGAAGAACCCAUAAAGGAAGAACCCAUAAAGGAAGAACCCAUAAAGGAAGAACCCAUAAAGGAAGAACCCAUAAAGGAAGAACCCAUGAUGGAAGAACCCAUGAUGGAAGAACCCAUGAUGGAAGAACCCAUGAUGGAAGAACCCAUGAUGGAAGAACCCAUGAUGGAAGAGGUCAUUGUUGAAGAAAUCGAGCCAGAUUUCAAAGAGGAGCAAACUGAAUUACUUGAAGACGAAAAUGCACUUUCUUUAUCACAAAUGGACAUGGCUGUUGAUGCACAACCUAUCGAAUCACCAAAUGUGCCUGAAAUCUCCGCACCAGAGGCAGAACAUGGAAAAGAUGAUCCAGUAAUGCCGAUGGACGAAGAUCUAGACACUCUUAAACCCAAUAUGGUGCCUCUGGAGUCCGAACCUGAACCAGAACCAGUCUACAGUGACGAUGUGAUGCGAUUGUCCAUUUUGAGAGACCACCUGUCCGAAGAGAAAAUGGUGCGUUGUCAGAAGUAUUUGAGCCUCAAGAAUCUUUUCAAACUGGAAGCUAUGUUUGAAGAUUUGGAGACAGAGCUGCAAGCCACACGUGGGUCACAAAUAGGCAGCGUCCAGGAGAUAGAAAACGCAUUGGAAAGGAUAUUGGAAGCUAGCGAAAACUCAAUCCUGGAUGAGGUGGAGAAGAUUUUGGACAGUCGGGAGUCGAAAUACAGUGCUGAUGAACACGUUGGCUCAAACAUAGAUGAGGAGACAGAGAUUCUAGAUGACUUCCAGGAGAUCGCCUUCCGUUUGAGGCAGAAGUACUCCACGGCUAGUGACAGUGCGCCUCUAGCAGACACACAAGGUGGUGGACCAGCUGACCAAGAAUUGAAUGUCAAAGAAGAUGUGCCUACCAUUGACAAAGAUGCAGACAGUGAAAACUCCACUGAUGCUGAGGAGGACCAUAAUGUCACAUUCACCCAUCCGGAGAAGCAGGUCCCAGAGACAGAGACUAAAAAAACAGAGGAGAUUAUUGGAUUAUUGGAUCAAGUUCACGGCGGAGUGCCAGAUGUGGGCAUGGAGGAGGACGGAGGGCACUUUAACAGGAACCAAGAAGACAAUCAGCAGAGUUUUGGCACAGGAGAGGAAAUGGCCAAAGUCCCACAGGCCACGCUGGAGAACCCACUGGAUAUGGGACUAGGAGUGGAAGUGGACAACUCGCCCUCAGGACCCUUGGAGUCCAUAGAGCCCCCCUCUGAGUUUCAUGAGGACGAAGUGGGAGUGUUCUCUACCGUGCUCGUUUACCUGGAGUGUAUUACUACAGUGGUCAAGAGAAAAACUACAGAGUGGGCUACCGUGAUGAUAGCGUUACUGCCCGAUGAGUGGAGGCCAGGGGAGACGUUGCUGGGCUGUCCCUGGGAGGCCGUGGUGGUGACCACUGUGGUCGGGAUCCUGACCUUCACCAUGUUCUUCUGGAGGACCGUGUUGGCUGUGAAGAAAAGGGAGUAUCUUGUGGAUCAUAAAAAACUUGAUGAACAAAUGGAGUUGUUGAAAAAGGAGAAGAAUGAAGCCUUGGUUAAAAUCACAGAACUACAGAAACAGUCUGAGCUGCUUAAAGAAAACCAGAAAGAGUCUGCAGAAUCGGCCACAGCAGCACUUAAAAAGAUGCGGGCUCUGGAGAAAAGAGUAACAGAAGCUGAACGUCAAAAUGAGAAAAUGGCUGAGGAAAAGCGGAGAUAUUUAACACAACUGGAAGAAGAAAAGACAAGCUCUCAGAAAAAUGAAACGAGGAUCGAAAAACUAGAGAAAUCCAAUGAAAAGCUGCAGCAAAGCAGAAAAAAGAUUCAAGAAGCACUGGCAAAGACUACUGUACUUCUGGACGAAGCAAAGAUCCGCGAAGAUGCCAGAAAUGCCCAACAGAAAAGUUUAGAGAAAGAUUACACAGCCCUAAAAGAAGAAAAUAAAUCUCUUAAGGUGACUAUCAAAAGCUGGGAGGAUAAACACACAGAAUUGAAUGAGAAGAUUAAAGUUUACCAGAAAUCCCAAAAGGAGCUAGAAGACUCUUUGGUCCUUAAAGAUCACAAUAUAGAGGUUUUGUCAGACCUCCUGUCAGACCUGGAAGCCUGCGAUCUGCAGAAAGGAGACAAAGUUUGUGCAAAUGGAGAAUUAUCUAUUGAUAAGACAACAGCCAUAAAGAACAGGAUCAAGCAAAUGAUGGAUGUUUCAAGGGUCCAGACCACUCUCUCAGUAGUUGAAGAGGAACGAGACCGAUUCAUGUCCAAACUACUCGUUGAGGAAAAGGCUAGAAAUUCAUUAGAAGAAAAACACCAGGAGCUGGAGCACGCCAUAGCCACCCUCAAAAGUGAGAAGAGCCUCGUAGAAACCCAGUACAAGGUUCUGCAACAGAAAAAUGAAAUCAUAGUGGAGAUGUACCAGCAGAAGGAAAGCGCUCUGCAACAGAGACUGACGAAAGAGGAGAUGGAGCGCCGCAGCAAGGAGAGCAUGCUGACGGAGGUGGGAGGGAAAGCCACUGAGGCAGAGGAACAGGUCCGAGUGCUUCGACAGCGCAUCAACGAGAUGGAGGAGCAGAUGAAAAAGACCGAGGAGAUGUACAAGGAGCAGAUAAAAGAACAGGAAAACAAGACUCACUCAAACUGGAUAACUGCAAGAAAUGCUGAACGAGCUUUGAACCAGGAGAAAGUAGAAGCAUCAAAACUACGAGAAAAACUGACUCUUCUGACGAGCCAGCUGAACGAAAAACGCGCCCCUCUCUUCAGACCAAACUCGGGGCAGUUCGCUGGACCUCGCCAGGGUGACUCUUAUGGACCAUCUCCUGUGAGUGGGGGAGCACCGUCUCCUCCAAUCAUGAUUGAGGGACCCAGGCGCCCUCCCUCCGCCCCGGUGGGUCGCAAAAUAGACCCCUUUGGUCCCAGACCGCCGUCAGAUCCUCAUGGGCGUUAUGCUGACAACAAGCACAUGUCUGGAAUGGAAAUGAUGGGUCCUCGUAACUCCUCUCCUGCCAACGUGGACGCCCCCAUAAAGGCUGAAGGGCCAGUUUCCUCAGAGAACCCAGAGCCUGGCCUCGGCUCGUUCAUCGCUUCUCCCAUCAGAGACUCUCCAGGCCUAGUCCCAGGCCCUCAUGGACCUGGGCCGCAUGACCCCCUUCUCCCCCCAGGCCCUCCAGGCCCCCCGGGGCGCCUGCUUCCUCCUGGAGCAUACCGACCGAUGCGUCCUGGGCCAUACCCCCCACCUGGACCGGGCAUGUAUCCUCACCCUCCACCCGGGCCAGGCAUGCCACCUCCUCCCCACGGGCCUCCACUUCCAGCCAACGGACACCCGGGAAUGCCAAUGGGAGGGGAAUUUGGACCCCGACCCUCCAACGGACAUGCUUUUCAGCCCAGGCCUGGUCCUGUCCCCAUGGACCUGCGGGGCCCGCCUCCACCACACCUCCGUCCUCCUCCACACUAUGGCCCUUUGCCUCCUCCACAUGUUCUACGAGGGCCCAUGGGCCCUCAUCCACCCAUUCACCCUGAUAUGCGCUACCUAGGGCCCCGGGCCAGCCCUCCCAUGGACCUGCCCCCUCCAGGUGCCAUUCCCCCUGGAGUCCCUCCUCCAGGCUCCCACCCACCGCACAGUGGCCCUUAUGGGCAGCCCCCUCCUGAGUCCCUCCAAAACCCUGGUGCUCACAGUAAACCAGGAGCAGAUAGUCCUGUGGAUGCUGUAGGUGCAGGUGGGAUAGAGCCUUGACCUUACAGUCGGUCCUGCCCAGGACUGAACUCCCGAGCCCAAACGUACCACCACAUGUAACAGAUACAGAGGAUCAGACUCUGCCCCAGAGCUCCUCAUUACAGACACUGAGAGGGAUGGCGUUGUACCAUGUGCACUAAUAAACCUCUCCUCUGGGAUGAUCUCUGCUAAAAUCUUUGUUUGAAUUUCUUGGGCGACUCCCUCUUUCUUUGCACCUGUCUAUAAAACGUGUGCAAAUGAAUUGAAUUGACUGUAUAAUAAUUUCACUGAUCGAAUAUGGACCUUGGCAGGAUUAUGUCUGAAGUAUAAGAGGGUAACCACAGCUUCAUGUGCAAUAACCACUCUUACAGAUUAUUCUCAUUUUAUCUUUUUAAUUGUAUAGAACAUUAAUUUUAAAGGGGCAAUUUUAAUGUCAUUUCCUGUGGAAAUUAUUUUUUAAGAAGGAUUUAGCUUGGAGCGUUUCAGGAAAACCGUACUUUCCAAAUGUUGCUUGAGAAUGGACUGUAAAACAAAUGUGCAACUCAAUGGCCAGAUGUAUAACUUAUUUUACUAUGUUGGUAGAAGUUUUAAUAAUAAAGAAUAUAAAAGAGA